UGGUUGAAAGAAUCGAGACGUAAAUAAAGAAGUUUCUUUGGAUUACCGUGUUUUGUAAAUAAUUUUUAAUAUGCGCACUAUAAAAACUAAAUCCACGGCGCAUGCGCAGCUGCAAGAUAUGAAUUCUUAAGCAAAUGUGAAUUGUGCAGUCAAUGCAAGGCUAUGGCAACGUAACUGUAAACAGGUGUAUGCGUACUCAAAGCAUUGCUAUGGCAAUAAUUUUCAAGCGUAAACAGGUGUAAACAAAAUCCAGAGCGAAAAAUAGCGUAAAUUAAAAAAAUGUUUGUUUAUCUAAGCAAAAAGAUAGCGAUCCCUAACAAUGUUAAGCUGAAUUGCAUUGCAUGGAACAAGGAGGAAGGUUACAUUGCGGUUGCCGGCACUGAAGGACUACUGAAGGUGCUCAAAUUAGAUCAAGCCGCCAACAAUGGGCAGAGCAAAGGCGGCCUGGCCGCCGUGUCCAAUCUCUCGAUGAAUCAGACUUUGGAUGGUCACAAGGAGUCUGUCAAGGUGGUCACAUGGAACGAUGCACAGCAUAAGCUAACAUCCUCGGAUGUAGACGGCGUUAUAAUGGUAUGGAUGCUGUACAAGGGCGCCUGGUAUGAAGAGAUGACCAACGAUCGUAAGAAAUCAACGGUGGCUGGCAUGAGUUGGACCUCGGAUGGCACUAAAAUCUGCAUUGUCUAUGAGGAUGGGGCCAUUAUCGUGGGCUCCGUUGAUGGCAAUCGCAUAUUUGGCAAGGAGCUUAAAAAUACGCAUCUAACUGGCGUACAGUGGAGUCCAGAUAAUCGACUUAUAUUGUUUGCCCUGGCUAAUGGCGAAUGUCAUCUGUAUGAUAAUCAAGGAAACUUUGCGAUGAAGCUCAACAUUAAAUGCAUUGCGCUUGGCAGUUCAGCGGGUCGUAUACAGCGCAUUGCAAGCAUCAGCUGGUUUAGCGGCACUGUGAACAAUCGCAGUCGACCUGUUUUAGCCAUUUGCUAUGAGAACGGAAAGGUGCAAAUUAUGCGCAAUGAAAAUGAUGAUACUCCUGCAAUUUUCGAUACCGGCAUGCGUAACGUGGACGCCAAGUGGAACCAUGACGGCAGUGUGCUAGCCAUUUGUGGCACAUCUUUAGAGGCAGCCAGUCCAAUGCGGGAUACCAAUCAGGUCUGCUUCUACUCACCGCUGGGAAGACUACAUCGAACCCUAAAAGUGCCUGGCAGUGACAUUACAUCUGUUAGCUGGGAAGGCAAAUCGUUGCGCAUUGCUAUGGCUGUCGACUCGUUUAUAUAUUUUGCAAACAUACGGCCCGAAUACAUUUGGUGCUACUUUGAGAAGACCGUCGUCUUUCUCAACAGUAGCAGCAACAGCAAUGCCAGCACCUCGACUAACGUCAUCACCUUCUGGAACACGGUGUCGAAUCAGAGUUUCCUCAAGGAGGUGGAGCCAACCCUGUGCUUGGCUGCGAGCAACGAGCAUUGCGUUCUCGGCGUAGAAUGUGUUAGCAGCAACAUAAAAGAAAUUGCGCUUAGCACGCUGGAAGCACGUAACAACAGCAGCAACUCUGACGGCAGGGUUUAUCAACUAUUGCUUUGCAACUCCAUUGGAACUACAGUGGACUCCAAGUAUACGGAUAUAAAACCUCGUUUUGUGGGCAUUAACGCCGGUUACGUUGUAAUUGCUUCUUACGAAGAAAUACUCAUUUGGCAUUAUCAUACGCCGAAGAGCACUUCCAAUUUGCAUGGGGUUAAGGCGCGCAAGGAGAAAAGGUUUCAUAUCCAUGACACGCCCACUGGCGUGGAAUUGUCCAAGGAUCUCUUGAUGCAGGGCGAGCAACGUCGCGUAAAUGAUCCAAUUUGUGCGCUUGCCUUGUCCGAAAAGCUUUUGCUUGUCGCCUGUGAGUCGGGCGUAAUAAAUGAGUACAGCGUGGCAAAUGUUUCGCUAAGGAAUCGCCACACUCUGCACACCCACAUCCAUAAGAUUGCCAUCAAUUGCAAUUCCACUCGCGCUGCCAUCAUCGACAACUUGGGUGUGAUGACUCUCUUGGAUCUGGAUGACAAUCGAGAGACGCAGCUGAACUUUAGUCGAGUGGAACGCAAGGAUGUUUGGGCUGUUAGCUGGGCCAAGGACAAUCCUUUGCUACUGGCCCUAAUGGAAAAGACGCGCAUGUAUAUCUUUCGUGGCAACGAUCCCGAAGAGCCCAUCUCUUGCUCUGGAUAUAUAUGCACUUUCGAGGACUUGGAGAUCACGAGCGUACUGCUGGAUGACAUCAUUAGCUGCGGCGAGCUCCAGAAUACAUCGCAUCUCAUCCAGUUGAGGGUGAAGUCGUUGCGCGACACGGACGAUCUGUUGGAGCAUGUCGGACUCGAGGAUGCCAAGCAGUUUAUAGAGGAUAAUCCACAUCCACGCCUGUGGCGUCUCCUGGCAGAAUCGGCACUAAAGCAACUAGAAUUGGAGACAGCUGAGAAUGCAUUUGUACGCUGUGCCAACUAUGCGGGCAUCAAGUUGAUUAAGCGACUGCGAAAUAUCAGCUCACAAAUAUUGCAGAAGGCAGAGAUUGCUGCCUUCUAUGGGGAGUUUGAUGAGGCUGAAAAGCUCUACAUGGAUGCGGACCGAAGGGAUCUGGCCAUUGAUUUGCGCAUGACUCUUUGUGAUUGGUUUAGAGUGGUGCAACUUUAUCGCAUGGGCGGUGCCGGUGUUUCGGAUCAGCAAAUGGAAACGGCAUGGCGUGAGAUUGGACACCACUUUGCUAAUCUGAAGUCCUGGGAGAGUGCCAAGGAGUACUAUGAAAAGUCCCAUUACCUAGAGGGCUCCAUUGAAUCUCUUUACCACUUGGAACAGUUUGAUGAACUGGAGACGUUCGUCGACAAGCUGUCCGAGAAGAGUCCGCUGCUGACUAAAUUAGCUGAGAUGCUAGUCUCUGUUGGCAUGUGCUCGGAGGCUGUAUCAGCCUAUCUGAAAUUUGGGGAUCCAAAGGCUGCCGUGAAUGCGUGCGUGAAUCUGCGUCAAUGGGGCCAGGCCGUUGAGUUGGCUCAGAGGUAUCAAAUGCCCGAGGUGAACGUGUUGCUUAGCAAGCAUGCAGCACAGCUCUUGAACGAAGGACGAUUGCCGGAGGCAAUUGAGCUGCAGCGUAAGGCCGGCAAGCAUUUGGAUGCAGCGCGUCUGCUGUGUAAGCUGGCCGAGCAGGAAGUGGAGAAGCGAGCCCCUUUGUUGCGCAUCAAGAAGAUAUACAUACUGGCUGCCCUGCUAGCUGAGGAGCAUUUGAAGUCACUGGCCACUCCCCAAUUGGAUUAUGCCAUCGAUCGCAAUCGUUUGCUGGACGAGAUUAGCUUGGAGGAUGCCGCUUGUAUUGAGCGUAUCUGGCAUUGUGCUGAGGGUUAUCAUUUUAUGCUGCUCGCCCAGAGACAACUACGGUUUGGAAUCAUGCACAGUGCUGUGAUCACAUCCUUGCGACUGCGUGAUUACGAUGAUGUCCUGCCUGUUGAGGAUAUAUAUAGCCUCCUGGCUUUGGCUAGUUGUGCAGACAGAUCCUUUGACACUUGCUCCAGGGCAUUCAUGAAGCUGGAGUCCCUGGAAUCGCUGCCCGAGAAGAUGCAGCAAGAGUACGAGGAGCUGGCCGUAAGCAUAUUCUCCAAAAAUGAGCCUGAGGAUCACAAAGUGGACACCGUUGCUUGCUAUGGCUGUGCAGCCCAUGUGCCGGACAAUUUACCAUCUUGCAUGGAGUGUGGCGCACGUUUUCCGGGCUGUGUUUCCUCGGGCAAGCCCAUCACCCAGCCGACGAGCAAUAUUUGGAUAUGUUCUACUUGCCAUCACUGUGCAUCGCCCAUGGAGAUAACAAGGCAUCGGACAUGCCCAUUGUGCCACAGCCCCAUUGCCUUAAUAAAGUGAACAUUAUAAAAUA
This is a messenger RNA of Drosophila hydei, 3877 nucleotides long. RefSeq names its product WD repeat-containing protein 35 (gene Oseg4). Gene Ontology annotation, cellular component: intraciliary transport particle A; non-motile cilium. Gene Ontology annotation, molecular function: protein binding. Gene Ontology annotation, biological process: non-motile cilium assembly; intraciliary retrograde transport; protein localization to cilium. Lineage: Eukaryota; Metazoa; Arthropoda; Insecta; Diptera; Drosophilidae. The coding region runs from base 280 to 3864 and encodes 1194 amino acids. The record is from RefSeq and is a predicted model, not a curated record. The transcript has 11 exons.